AUCUCGACCAAUCAGCAGCUCGCAUGCUAAUGAGCCGCAGCCUGCCGGAGUGCGUCGGUGCGGCGUGAGGCGAACGCGGCAGUCCGGAUUCACACCGAGCCGAAGCUACGCGCUGCUCCCCGUCUGAGAAGCCCUGGAUGGCCGCUUAGCCGCACGGACACACGGGUCAACGCUCCACGGACGCCGUCCUUCAGAUGAGUCGCUCCUUUCCCCGAUAAAAGCGGAUAUUUCUCACUUUGCUGGAGUCACAGGCCAUAACUGCAACAUGAAGUACAAAAACCUGAUGGCCAAAGCGUUGUAUGACAAUGUGCCGGAGUCUCCUGAGGAGCUGGCUUUCCGUAAAGGGGACAUCCUGACAGUCAUUGAGCAGAACACGGGCGGCCUGGAGGGCUGGUGGCUUUGCUCCCUGCAUGGACGCCAAGGCAUCGCCCCUGGCAACCGUCUGAAGCUGCUGAUCGGGCCCAUGUUCGAUGCCCAGUCGCCAGUCGCAAGCGCUGCUGCUGCCCAGUCUUCCCCUCAGAGCUAUCAGCAGAAGGCUGGCUCUGGUGCGCAGGGGCUCUACCAGGUGCCCCCGUCCCUCCAGAGUCCACAGCAACAGAGUCAACAGAGCAUCUACCAAGUUCCUCCAGGACAGGACAUCUACCAAGUCCCGCCGAGGAGUACACUAGCUGCCGAAAACACACUGAGCAAGGUGGUGACCCCAACCAGAGUGGGACAGUCCUACACCUACAGCCCAGGUCAGCACAACCAACAGGACCUGUAUGAUGUCCCACCCAGCAGAUCACAGGGGGUUUAUGAUAUUCCACCUGGUCAGAUGUUCUCGGGUCAGCAUGGCAGCGCCAGAAACCAGGGAGUCUACGACGUUCCCCCAUCUCAGGCGGACCUCAGGACACAAGGCGUUUACGACAUACCUCCCUCUUCACAAGGCGUCUACUCGGUGCCUCCCUGCAGGACCAACGCCGCCCUUCAGGAGGGGAACUACGACUUCCCGCAGCCACUCAAACACAAACAGGAAGGCAUCUACGACGUGCCACCACCUGCCCUCAGCAAACCCACACAGAGCCCCCAGUCGCAUUACGACUUCCCCCCCAGUGCGGAGCCUCCUGCCCAUCACAAUCACACAAAUACCAAUGGCAAUGAAGGCAUUUAUGACGUGCCUCCGCCCGCCCUUCAUUCAGGGGCGGGGUCUCACAGGGACAUUUAUGACAUCCCCCGAGGCAUGCAGCCCCCCCAGCACAGACCUUUGCCCGCAGACAAAGACGGAAGCAAAGGCAUCUAUGACAUGCCGGCUCAGGACGUUCGAUCGGUAGCGGACGUGACGGAUGGGGUGAACCGCCUGUCCUUCUCCAGCACCGGCAGCACACGCAGUAGCAUGUCCACCUCCUCGUCCUCCACAGGUUCCAGCUCCGAAGGCCGACUCGCUCUGGACGUGGACGCUGCUGUGCAGAGGUUGUACCGCCUGCAGCAGGGACUGGAGGCCUCCGUCGGGGCUCUGCAUUCAAUGGCAGCAUCCCCUCACUGGAGGACUUUUCCCUUCAUGGAGCGCCAUGCUAACGAUGUCCGCAUGGUGCUGGACCGUGUCCGGGCCGCGCUGGGGGACUUCCUUGUGUUCGGCAGGGGCGCUGCAGCCAACGCCACGUGUCUUUCCGACUCCAGCCUACACAGCAAGAUGAGACGGCAGCUGGGGCGCCUGGAGGACUCGCAGCAGAUCCUGCUGCAGAUCUACCAAGUCCUGGAGAGCUGCAGCUGGGCGCUCAACACCCUGGCCGCCUCCGGAAAGCACCACAACAAGAGCGACGACCUGGACCGCUUCGUCAUGGUCUCCAGGACGGUCCCCGACGAUGCCAAGCAGCUGGCGUCCACGAUAGGCAGCAACGCUGAGCUGCUGUUCAGGCGGACGCACAUGGACGGGUCUUUCUCUAUUGGGAGUACACCCGAUGAGAACAUGAGCCACCCGCUCACGUCCCCCUCCUCAGAUAACGACAACUACGGGGGCCAAACCAAGCCCUUCCCUGUGCCCUCCAGCCAAGACAAGGACAACAUGAACAACAGCGAGAAGUGUGUGAAAAGCUGGAUGGAAGACUACGAUUACGUGCAUCUACAGGGCAAAGAGGAUUUUGAACGUCAGCAGAAAGAGCUGUUGGAGAAAGAAAACAUCAUCAAGCAGAACCAGGUCCAGCUGGGUCAGGAGCAGAUCAAUCAGUUCAAGAAGCUGGAGCAGGAAGUGAGCAAACCCGUGGAGAACGACAUGACGCAGUGGGUGUCGCACCAGCAGCCGGCCUCCCCCCCGGACACGUCCCCCGCCCCGUCCCCCUCCACGCGCGCGUGCGCCCGGGACCGCCAGCUGCUCGCCUUCUACUCGGAGCAGUGCGAGCAGCACUUCGUCACGCUGCUCAGCGCCGUGGACGCCUUCUUCGCCUGCGUCGGCGCCGGACAGCCCCCGCGCAUCUUCGUGGCCCACAGCAAGUUCGUGAUCCUCAGCGCCCACAAGCUGGUGUUCAUCGGGGACACGCUGUCCCGGCAGGCGGCGGCCCCGGAGGUGGCCAACCGCGUGAUGAACGCCAGCAACGUGCUGUGCGACCUGCUGAAAACGGUGGUGGGCGCCACGAAAGCCGCCGCCCUCAACUACCCCAACACGGCCGCCGUCCAGGAGAUGGUGGACCGGGUCACGGACCUGUCACAUCACGCACAGCAGUUCAAAGAACACUUACUGCAAAUGGCCAACUUGUGAUUUCGAACCUCGGCCCCGUCGUGUAUUUCACCACAGCCUCCACGUGUACAUUAAUCUACCUUAAAUAUAUAUAUUUACAGUACAUAUGUAUAUUGCUCUGCUCUUACAGCCUGUUUGGAUGUUGUAAAUAGUCUGUUCUGUAAAUAUUUGCUCUAUUUUUGUGUCGACUGUUUUAUAUUGUGUAUGAAUAUAUGUGUAGAAGCAGCGUUUGUGUCGAUUACGUGGACAUUUUUCAUAACAUUCCCGUUGCAUAUUAUUAAGCACCUUCCCGCGUUCUGAUUUUCAAGCGUAGCGUUGUGCUCAUGUGUCCUACUGCUCGAUGUGACAGUAAAUAUCUCUCAGUCAUGUUAACGCCAAUGUUUGUGGAGACCCCCACAAAGUAAAGGAUUGUCCUUAACUCUGAA
Molecule: messenger RNA, 3135 nt
Organism: Betta splendens (Siamese fighting fish)
Lineage: Eukaryota; Metazoa; Chordata; Actinopteri; Anabantiformes; Osphronemidae
Gene: nedd9
Product: neural precursor cell expressed, developmentally down-regulated 9
Exons: 7
Coding region: 266-2731 (821 amino acids)
Biological process (GO): cell surface receptor protein tyrosine kinase signaling pathway; cell migration
Cellular component (GO): cytoplasm; plasma membrane
Molecular function (GO): protein binding
Source: RefSeq, a predicted model, not a curated record